UUGCAAAAUGUGACCUUGUAUUGAAUAAGAAAUAAAGUUAGUAUAGAGAUGAAUGCCCCUAGAGGGUAAAAUCUCUUUAAUCAAAAAAAUAUAAUAAUCUAGAACGUACGUUGAAUGUAAAAACAAUAGCAUGGAACGAGCUCACCUGUCGAAAUACAACCAACCAAUGCUCCGUCGCUGUUCGAAUGCAAUACUAAGACAUGCUGUCCAGCUGCAUAACUAUCAAAACCCAAAGAAUGCAGCGAACAAAGCAAAAAUAGAAAACAAAGCAACGAAUUCACGCCCAUGCGACUCUGUGUUGGCAUGCUUUUUAUCUGAGAUAGCACACUCGGAAGUCAGCACUGUUUACAAAUAAAAAAAAUCACAUAAAAUUUAUAAAUUACAAAAAUCGGAAUCAAUCCACAUUUUUCUGCGGAGAACGAUUUUGCUGAAAUACCGCACCACCCUAAUGCUACUCUGAAGUUCUGAAUCACCGCAAACGUAUAAAAAGCGGUCGGGGCAACUUCUCAAACAUCAAACAUCAGUUCUACCAGUGAAAGUGAAGUCGGUCGAAAAUUCAUUCAGGAUGGAAGGGAUUUUGGCUAUACUUAUUGUGAUGAUUUCACUGAACGGUAUAAAACCGUUCACAGUGUCAGAUGGUUCAAACUGGCAUAAUUCAAUUGAAAUAUAUGAUUUCAACUGGCCUGCUGAUGCAGCCUCGAUAGGAAACAUCUCAAAACAUAAAACAAGUUUUAAUUUUUUCAAUGCAAUAGUGGACAUACUGCCAUAUAAUUUCACUGAACCAUUUGAGAAGUGCGAGGGAAUUGAAUUUGAAGGUGGAUUGGUUAAAUCAAUCCACAUUAAUCCUAAGUUAGAUGACAUUUAUUUAUACAACACAUCUACUGAAAAUGUGAUAAUUAAACCUGAUAUGUUCUACAAACUGGGCGAUUUCCGGUGUGUGAAAACAAAAUUGACACAUAUCCCAGAGAAUAUCAAUCGGUUGAAACAUUUGAAAAAUUUAAAUCUUGAUGGCAACUUGAUAGAAAUAGUUCAAAUGGACCAGUUAAAUGGGUUGGACAAUUUGAAAGAACUUUUUCUUUCUUCUAAUAAAAUAAAACACAUUUACAGUGACGGUCCGGUGAGUCUGCCAUCUCUCAAUUCAAUGUAUCUUAACAACAAUCAACUUCAACAUUUUGACGUCUGCAGUUGGGACAUGCCAUCUCUUUCCUACCUUUUUCUCAAUGGUAACAAUUUGACACAUUUCGCAAUUCAUCAAUUUCUUGCGCUAGAAGUAUUAAGAAUUUAUGAAAACCCAGUGAAUUGCGCUUGGACAGAUAGUUUAAAGAAUACGUCAAUACGGCUCUAUUUCCAUGCAUCUUGUGACAAAAAAAGCGUCGAUGACUUCGUAUUGGAUUGUCCACCACCAACUAAUCAUCAAUUGAAGCAGCAAAUUUCUAGUGUCAACACCAAGUUAAGACAAAUUGAAGAAAAAAUGUUGAACAACUAUCAACAAGUUUCCGACAGAAUGCAAAAAAUUGAAGACCUGCUGCAAAAUCUUACCGCAAGAAUUAUUGAACAGCAAAAUGUCUCAAAUGACAUCAUUGAGGCAAUGUAUCGAAUUGAAAUGGAGAGAGCUUCCAAUCACACGAAGAAAAUUCCAUAACUUCCGAAAUAAUAAUGUUCAUAUUAAUUGAAUAAUAUAGACCUAAGCUUAAAAAAGUUCUAUGUAUCGAGCGUAAGUUCAUUAUUAAAUAAACGCCAUUCAGAAAAAA
Messenger RNA from Aedes albopictus (Asian tiger mosquito), 1751 nucleotides. RefSeq names its product leucine-rich repeat-containing G-protein coupled receptor 4-like. Bases 566 to 1642 code for a protein of 358 amino acids. Gene Ontology annotation, molecular function: protein binding. NCBI's taxonomy places the organism in Eukaryota, Metazoa, Arthropoda, Insecta, Diptera, Culicidae. The transcript has 2 exons. The record is from RefSeq and is a predicted model, not a curated record.